CAACGUUUGAAGGCGUCAGUCGCUGUUCAAUGACGUCAAAUAGGCGCGUCGACCUGCAGAAAGUUAGCUAGAAGUUGUGUAUUUUACGCUUGAUUCAUAAAUAGACGCAAUUUAGUUAAAUAUUCCAAUAUAUUUUAUGUUGUUAGAUUAUAUACUCGUGACGUUAAGUCGUUUAUUACCUUACUAGUUCGUCGUUUGCGGAGGUUUGUCGGCGAAUUGGCUAAAUGGAAAAUGACGACAGUGUGAAGAGACAGGACGACACCACACGAGUAAUAUCAAAUAAUGACACAGAGGACAACAACAACAACAACGAAGAGAAAGAGCAAAGUUUGUCCAAAAGGCAGCAGAAGAAGCUUCUAAAGCAGCAGAAAUGGGAGGACGAGAGGGAGCUGAGAAAACAGAAGCGUAAAGAAAGGAAGCAUCAGCGUCGCCUGCAGAGACAGCACAAUCAUGAUCAUCAUCAGGAUGACAACGAUGAAGACCACAGGGCCAGGAAACGACCUCGUCGAGAUGUCACCCCCAGCUCACUGAGGCUGGUCGUGGACUGCAGUUUUGAUGACCUCAUGCUAAUUAAGGAUGUCCACAAGCUUCACAAGCAGAUCCAGAGGUGCUACGCAGAGAACCGGCGAGCCUCACAUCCAGUCCAGUUUUAUCUGACCAGCCUGGGAGGACAGCUCAAACAGAGCAUGGAUGAAAAGGACAAAGGCUGGAUCAACUGGAAGGAUAUUACUGUUAAAUCCGAACACUACAGCCAUGUCCUCGCCAAGGAAGAACUGGUCUACCUGACCUCAGACUCCCCCAACAUGCUAGCCCAGCUAGACCCCAAGAAGGCCUACGUCAUCGGCGGACUGGUGGACCACAACCACCAUAAGGGCAUCACCUUCGAGAGGGCAAAGGCGCUAGGUAUCGACCACGCCCAGCUUCCUUUGAGCAGCUUCGUCCAGAUGAACAGUCGGAAAGUCCUGGCGGUAAACCACGUUUUUGAGAUCAUGCUGGCGUUUUUGGAGAAGGGCGACUGGAAGGAAGCCUUCUUCUCUGUGUUGCCUCCCAGGAAAGGAGCGAUGGCCAUCAAGCAGGAAGGAGAAACAGAAGGAGCCAAUCAGGAAGAGGAACAGGAUGAACUAUGAGUCGAUCAUUCAUGACACCUCCCACCUAUUUUAGUUGAAGUUGAUGUUAUUUUCAUUUUUGAUGGAUAUCUUGGGCCAAAGUGUCGUCGUGAUGCAAGCAUCCUAUUUUUAUACUUUUUGUUUGCUGCUAAAUCUUGAUUUAUUUAAAAUUAAAAUCAAAUGAAAUUCUA
Doryrhamphus excisus (bluestripe pipefish) is the source of this 1297-nucleotide messenger RNA. It is a transcript of the gene trmt10a, whose product is annotated as tRNA methyltransferase 10A. Gene Ontology annotation, molecular function: tRNA binding; methyltransferase activity. The record is from RefSeq and is a predicted model, not a curated record. Gene Ontology annotation, cellular component: nucleoplasm; cytosol; nucleus. Gene Ontology annotation, biological process: tRNA N1-guanine methylation. NCBI's taxonomy places the organism in Eukaryota, Metazoa, Chordata, Actinopteri, Syngnathiformes, Syngnathidae.